Messenger RNA from Symbiodinium sp. CCMP2456, 687 nucleotides. Lineage: Eukaryota; Dinophyceae; Suessiales; Symbiodiniaceae. The record is from the annotation of a GenBank genome assembly.
AUGGAGCCUCUGCGCAUGGCCAUCGAGCGUGGCCGGGAGGCGGGGCUCGAGCGUUCGGAGAUUGACAAUGCGGUGCGGAUCCUGCACGACUUGGAGUUGCGCACCCAAGCCGUCGCUUUCACGGAUGUCCCGCGGUCUGACAUUCUCAAGCUGCAGGCCUGCAGUUCUCGGGAUGAGAUCGUAGAGUCCUUGAAGACUCUGAUGAAGCUGAAGGACAAGGAUGGCUUCAGAGCCGAAGUCCUCGCCGAGUUUCAUUUCCAGAACUUCGUGUUCUGUCAAAAACAAGGCUACGGACCUGAGAAGGCCUCUGCUUUGCUCUCCAUGAUGCGCGUCCUCCACUCGCAGACCGUCGUCGGGAACAAGGACAUCGAGGAGGCAAAAUCCUUGCUGGAAGAUCUCCUUGCCAGGCAUAGCCGCCAGCUACCGCCGUUCAGCGUGGGCAUCUUCUCCCAGGCGGAGGUGGCAUCGAUUCGCGACUACGCGACGAGGACACUUCUUCGACACUUCAAGAUGUUUCAGUUCAUUUACCAGCAGUGCAAGGACCUGCGCAUUCGAACGAUCGAAAGCAGGGUGACGGCACGGGUUCCGAGCCCUGCGCCACUCCACACCGACUUCGAGCUCAAUCCGCACGAGGUGCCGCAGCUCCAGGAGCUCCUACGCUCCGAGGCCCACGCAUCGACACACUGA